Molecule: messenger RNA, 1765 nt
Organism: Camelina sativa (false flax)
Lineage: Eukaryota; Viridiplantae; Streptophyta; Magnoliopsida; Brassicales; Brassicaceae
Source: RefSeq, a predicted model, not a curated record
AAGAAGAGAGAGAGAGAGGGGACAAAGAAUUUAAUAAGAGAAGGGAGAAGUGAGUGAGAGAGUAUUAAGGUCAUGGCGGCGUUGCAGAGCGCCGAGAGACAGAGAAAGAAACAGAUCUCUCUCAGAGACUAGAGAAGCCCUUAAAUAAAUAUACCCUCUCAUACCGACAAACCAACUUUUCUCUCAGUACCAAAAAGCUCUCUCUCUCUCUGUCCGAUUUCUAAACAAACCCUAGAGAGGCGACAUCCUCUACACAUUUAAUCUCUUUCGUCUUCUUCAUCCUCUCAGAUAGAGAAAGAGAGAGCAAAAGAAUUAAGAUCUUCCGAGAGAGAGAUCUAUAUCUUCUUCUAUGAUCAGAUCUUUGGGCUUUUUCUCGCUAGGACAGGGCGGAGGAAGAGGAAACAGCCAAGACCACCGAACCAAUAAUAACCCUUCUCCUUCAGGAACAGAAUCUUGGCUUUGGUGCAGAAACCCUAACUCUAACGCAAACGCUGGUGCUGGAGAUGUCGUCGCUCCUUCUUCUUACAAAGGAACCCUUGAGCUAUGGCAACACCCAAACAAUCAAGAGAUCAUAUUCCAGCAGCAACAGCAACAAAGAUUGGAUCUUUACACUUCUGCUGCAGGUUUAGGUGUCGGACCAAGCAACCGGAACUUACUUGAAACUUCCGGCGGGGCGUUGAUGAUGAUGAGAAACGGUAGUAGCAGCGGCGGUGGACCGAGCUGCCAGGAUUGUGGUAAUCAAGCUAAGAAAGACUGUACUCACAUGAGAUGUAGGACUUGUUGCAAGAGCCGAGGCCUCGAGUGUUCCACUCACGUCAAGAGCACCUGGGUUCCUGCCGCUAAACGCCGAGAACGUCAGCAGCAGCUUGCAUCCGGUCAACAACCACAAUCGCAGUCGCAGCCGCAGGUUGAGAGCGUACCUAAACGACAGAGAGAGCAUUUCCCGUCGAGAUCCAAUUCCCUUGUCUGUACUCGUAUACCUUCUAACAACACCUCCUCAGGGUUAGAGAUUGGGAGCUUUCCGCCGGAAGUGAGCUCGCCAGCAAUUUUCCGGUGCGUGCGUGUUAGUUCUGUAGAUGAUGAAGAAGAGGAAUAUGCGUACAAAACAGCUGUGAGUAUAGGCGGUCACGUCUUCAAAGGUAUUCUCUACGACCAAGGCCCGGCCGAGAGAAGCUCCUCAGGCGGUGGAUCUCAGCCGUUGAACCUCAUAACCGCAGGCCCAUCGGCCUCUUCAUCAAGCCCAAACGUGAGCUGCAACGAUGGAGUUGUUGGUUCCAAUUCAGAUCAUUACAUCGAUCCUGCCUCUCUUAGUUAUCCUACUCCCAUCAACACUUUCAUGACUGAGAGAGGGAGAGAGAGGGUAAAUUCUGCAGAUUACGAGGGGUGAGUGGAGGAACAGCAAAAGUUGCAAAAUUGGUCUGCGUCUUCAUUUCUGCAGGUUUUUAUGUUUGGGACCUAAAGAACUCUUCUUUCCCAAUUUAUUCCUUAGGCUCUUUUUCAUUAUUCAAUUUACGUCACCUCAAUAAUGCCAUGAUGAUAACGAGAUGCAAAACGAAUCGGAAAACGAGCUAAUACCAAUUCUGAUUAAUUAUCAUGGUUAAGGAGAAAGAAAUGGUAAGUGCAUGGGGGAAGAGUCUGUGAAAGAUAACAUACAAACUAUGCAUUAUGUAAUUUACCUUUUUUUUUUUUUUUGUUAAAGUUUAUGUAAGUUACAUUUAUAACGUUGUAACAUAAUUGAAUUGGUCCCAUCAAACCCUAAACGGCU